UUAGUGAGGAAAGGGAAAAUGGCGGACCUCGAAGACGUUACACUGGACGGGAGGCCGCUACAAUCUCUACGGGUGGCGGAUUUGAAAGCUGCUUUGGAGGAGCGGGGGCUUCCUAAAAGCGGACAGAAAAAUGCUCUCAUUAAGAGGCUCAAAGGGGCUCUCAUGCUGGAGAACCUCCAGAGAACCUCACACCAUCACAUAGGACUGCAGCCAAACUCCCAGAUUGGUGAAGAGAUGAGCCAGAAUAGCUUCAUUAAGCAGUAUCUGGCAAAACAGCAGGAGCUCUUGAGGCAGCGUCUUGAGAAAGAGGCCCGGGAAGCAGUCGAAGAUGAUGAUACAGACCAAGAGGACCACACACAGGGCAAUAACAGCUCUGCCUGUGCUGCCCCAGACCAGGAUGACUUACCCGUGUUGGUUGACCAGCACAAGCCACUUGGCCCCUCCGAGGGAGAGGGACUAGCAGGCCCCGCAGGCGAGGGAGAGGGACACAGGGCCAAAGACGGCCAUGUGUCUGGUCCACCUGCCUCUACCUCUCCUACCUCUGCCCCUGCUGCCGUUGCUUCUCUGUCUGUGUGUGUAGCUGAUGGUGAGCAGCGACCGGAGAGAGUCCCAACCUCUAGCCAAGUCCCAGCAGAUAGCGAUGAUGACAGCGACGGAGGUGACGAGGAUGGCGAGGAUGAGGACUGGGAUAGCGGUGCCAGGAGGAGGAAUCUAGGAGAGCCACCAAGAGGCCAGCUAGCAAGAGAGAGGUCUGAAGGAUCCCGACAACCCCCACAGCACAACCCCCCCCUGUUGUCUCCGCAGCUUCGACAGCCUACCCCUCCCCCAUCCCCUCCCCCAGAGUUAUCAUUCCCACUGCCUGAUACCCCUAAACAAAGCCCCCCUAGUCCAGGUGAGCUCCCGGCUAGGCAGCGUACUUCCAGUACCUCCAGCUCUGGCUCCUCUAGCAGUGGCAGUCGUAGUAGCAGUCCAGAACCACAAAGCAACGCAGAGCGCAAGCCUGGCCCACUGACCCUGCUGGCACGCAAGAUGGCAUCAGAAGGUGCCUUCUCUGGAGUUGGGUGGCAUGGACGUGGGGAGGCAGAAAGGCAGGACAACAAUGCUGCAACUGCAACAAUAUUUCCUGGUAGAGGUCCUCAAGAGGGCACAGUGUCUGCCAUCACCCACACAGCCAAUGCUGCAGCCAGUUUGCCCUUCCCCAGUCUGGUUCCAGUUACCAACCAGAGUGUCCUUGGAGGCCAUAUAUCCCACAGUCAAGUUCCUGUGAGUGUGCUUAGGCCCACUAUAAUGGAAGAGAGAGAUUCUGCAUGGCAACAAGAAAACAAGGAAAGGGAGCUGCAGGCAGAGAGCGAAAGAGAAAAGGCCCUUGAGCAAGAGAGACUUAGAGCCGUGGAGCUGGAAAGACAGAGAAUAUUUGAGCAACAGCGUGCCAUGGAGCAAGAGAGGGAAAGAGCUUUGGAGCGAGAGAGGGAGGAGAGGGAGAAAGCCUUGGACGCUGAAAGGAAGGAGAGGGAAAGAGCUUUAGAGCGAGAGAGGGCACAAGCUCUUGAACAAGAGCGGGAGGAAAGAGAGAAAGCUUUGGCAGAAGAGAGAGAGAAGUCUGAGGCAAGAGAGCGGGCCCUUGAGCUUGAGAAGGCUGUGGAGUUAGAAAGGCAGAGAGCCAUGGAACGAGAGCAAGCUUUGCAGCAAGAGAGAGAGGAGAGGGAAAGAGCUAAAGCUUUUGAGCGGGAGAAGAGGGAAAGGGCUCUUGAGCGGGAGCAAGUUCUUGAACAAGAAAGGGUGGAGACAGCGAGAGCGUUGGAGCAAGAAAGGGUGGAGAUGGAGAAAGCCUUGGAGCGAGAGAGACAGGAAAGAGAGAGAGCCUUGGAGCGAGAACAGUUGGAGAGGGAGAAAGCAUUGGAGAUGGAGCGUAUAGAGAGGGAAAAGGCUUUGGAGCAAGAGCGAGUUGAGAAGGAGAAAGCUUUGGAGCUAGUGAGGCAGAAAGCUUUGAAGCGGGAACAGGAGGAGAGGCAGAAAGUGCUGGAGCUAGAGAGGCAGGAAGCGCUGGAGCUAGAGAGGCAGAAAGCGCUGGAGCUAGAGAGGCAGAAAGCGCUGGAGCUAGAGAGGCAGGAAGCGCUGGAGCUAGAGAGGCAGAAAGCGCUGGAGCUAGAGAGGCAGAAAGCGCUGGAGCUAGAGAGGCAGAAAGCGCUGGAGCUAGAGAGGCAGAAAGCGCUGGAGCUAGAGAGGCAGAAAGCGCUGGAGCUAGAGAGGCAGGAAGCGCUGGAGCUAGAGAGGCAGGAAGCGCUGGAGCUAGAGAGGCAGAAAGCGCUGGAGCUAGAGAGGCAGAAAGCGCUGGAGCUAGAGAGGCAGAAAGCGCUGGAGCUAGAGAGGCAGAAAGCGCUGGAGCUAGAGAGGCAGAAAGCGCUGGAGCUAGAGAGGCAGAAAGCGCUGGAGCUAGAGAGGCAGACAGCGCUGGAGCUGGAGAGGCAGAAAGCGCUGGAGCUGGAGAGGCAGAAAGCGCUGGAGCUGGAGAGGCAGAAAGCGCUGGAGCUGGAGAGGCAGAAAGCGCUGGAGCUGGAGAGGCAGAAAGCGCUGGAGCUGGAGAGGCAGAAAGCGCUGGAGCUGGAGAGGCAGAAAGCGCUGGAGCUGGAGAGGCAGAAAGCGCUGGAGCUGGAGAGGCAGAAAGCGCUGGAGCUGGAGAGGCAGAAAGCGCUGGAGCUGGAGAGGCAGGAAGCGCUGGAGCUGGAGAGGCAGGAAGCGCUGGAGCUGGAGAGGCAGGAAGCGCUGGAGCUGGAGAGGCAGGAAGCGCUGGAGAGGCAGGAAGCGCUGGAGAGGCAGAAAGCGCUGGAGCUGGAGAGGCAGAAAGCGCUGGAGCUAGAGAGGCAGACAGCGCUGGAGCUAGAGAGGCAGACAGCGCUGGAGCUAGAGAGGCAGACAGCGCUGGAGCUAGAGAGGCAGACAGCGCUGGAGCUAGAGAGGCAGACAGCGCUGGAGCUAGAGAGGCAGACAGCGCUGGAGCUAGAGAGGCAGACAGCGCUGGUGCGAGAACAGGAGAGGGAGAAAGCGCUGGAGCGAGUUGAGAAGGAGAAAGCUUUGGAGCUAGAGAGGCAGAAAGCUUUAGAGCGGGAACUGGAGGAGAGGGAGAAAGAUAGGGAGGAGAAGGCAAGGGCUUUGCACCAAGAAAGAAUUGAAAGGGAGAAAGAAAGAGUGGAGAGGGGAAAAGCUUUGGAACGUGAGAGAGAGGAGAAGGAGAGUGCUUUAGAACAGAAGGCCCUGCAGAGAGAAAAAGAAGAGAGGGAGAGUGUUUUGGAACAAGAUAAGGAAAGGGCUAUGGUGGCUGAGAGGGAGAGUCAUCUUCCUCCAUGGAAACGUGGUCGUGAGAUUGGUCUUACCCCCCUGCCCACUCCUCCCCUCUCCACAGGAGCAGGUAGAAUGGUGGCAACAGAGGAGGGUGGGGAGCCCCACGUGCCAUCCCUACCCCAAACAGCAUCGAGAGACAACCAGCCAGUUGAAUCUGGUACGCCCCUGUCACCAACUAUAGCAACGCCUCUGUCACCCCAGUCCUCCUUCAAGAAGUUCCGUUUCUUGAGAGACCCCCCAGUUCUGUCCCCAUCUUGCUCUGCAUCCCUGGUCAUCAAGAGGCCCCGUACAUUCUCUGACAGCCCCCAUACUCAGGCCUCCGCUCUCCAGUCCCCAAGAAAACCUGGGGAACAAGAGCAGGAAAGUACUCUGCAGGGGUCCAAGCUUUCUUCUGGACAGGCAGCAUCACAGAUGCCUGCAAGACAGGGGUUCCUUGUUUCUGGACCAACUGCAGCAGACACGUCAGACACGACAGGGCCAGAGACCCCAGUGAUUGCCACACUAGGCAAGAGUCCUGAAGAAGAAAAGGCUAAUGAGCUUGUGUCAGAGGAGCGUGUCUUAGCAGAUAAGGAGACAAACAAACAGGAAGUGGGAGAGAUAGCCAGAGGUGCUAAACGGGUGGAUGCAGGAAACGUCCCCUCGGGUCCAGCAGAAUCUGUGGUACCUCCCUCACCCCCACCGGAAGAGGGCAAUGUAGACCGGGGAAGGGAGAGAAGUCAAAAGAAACAAGAGAAGCGGGGAAGACGAGCUUCCUCAUCUAGUGACUCCUCAGAUUCUGACUCUGGGUCAUCCUCCUCACGCUCGUCUGGUUCAUCUUCGUCCUCCCAGGGCAAAACUCGCACCACUCCCAGUGGUAGAAAGCCUGAGAAACCUCAGACAAAAACCAUAUCCCAGGAUAAGGAGACAGUUAGUCAACUUGAGGAGUCAAAGGAGUCCCCAAAAGCACCCCAGCGCAAAAAUCGAGUACCUGGGGAGAAGGACAUGACCAUCGAUGGAGCCAGACACGGCAAGAAAUUCUUUGUUGGAAUACCUGCUGGACAAGACAAUGAGCAGAAGGACAGCGAGGGAGAGGAGGAAAUGACAGACACUACAAGCGAGGUGAAGGAGGCUGCCAUGGCUGAGCCUGAGCGGGUUCCUGAGAGCAGUGAGGAGAGUCUGACGCCAAAGGCAUUCACAGCCCGUAGGAUCUCCCUGAGCAGCAGCAAGGCCUCUCCAGGUGUCGUCAGUGCAGAGGGCGAGGCAGAGUCUGGGGCCGGCCCCGGGAGGAAGAGGAGGUGGGGUUCCAGCACUGCGGUCACAGCCAAGAAACCAUCCAUCAGCAUCACCACAGACUCACUGAAGUCUCUGAUCCCAGACAUCAGGCUGAGUCCAGGACAGGAGGCGGUGGUGGAUCUGCACCCAGAGGAAGCUCACCUCUCUGGGGGAGAGGAGGACAGGGAGCAGGGCGAGCAAGACUUCAAGAUCAGACGCACGGUCACACAGGUGGUCCUGUCCGAGACCCAGGAGAAUGGACCGAAGGAGUCCAAGAGGAGUGAGAACAUGGAGGACAGAGAGGAUGGAGUGGAGGUUAAAAGCGACAGAGAGGAGAAGAUGGACGACUCAUUCCAGAGAGACUCCAUGGAGACACAAUCCCCCUCUCCCCCCAUCCAUGACAUGGAGAUGAACACAGUGACCCCAAGUGACACCCUGAUCCGUCGCUCCAUCAGCCAGCAGAAGUCUGGCGUGUCCAUCACCAUAGACGACCCUGUCCGCACGGCCAAGCAGCCCUCUCCUCCACGAGGCAAAGUGUCCAACAUCGUCCACCUGUCCAACCUGGUUCGGCCGUUCACCCUGGGUCAGCUGAAGGAGCUGCUCAGCAGGACUGGCACCGUGCUGGAGGACGGCUUCUGGAUCGACAAGAUCAAAUCUCACUGCUACGUCACCUACUCCAGUGCAGAGGAGGCAGUGGCCACUCGUGCAGCACUACAUGGGGUGAAAUGGCCUCAGAGCAACCCCAAGUUCCUCUGUGUGGACUUCAGUCAGCAAGAGGAGCUUGACUUCCACAGAGGCUUGCCACCCCCCGGGGGGGCUGGAGAGGAGGAGCGGGGGGCUUCAUCGGUGCCUGGCCGAGGUCGGGGGGCGGCCCUGCCCCCUCUCCUGCCCGAGCGUGACCAGUGGGCAGAGCGAGAGCGUGAGAUGGAGCGCAGGGAGAGGACCCGGGCGGAGAGGGAGUGGGACAGGGACAAGGUCCGGGACUUUGGUCCCGGAAAACCUGGAGAGGAUGCGGGCCCCAGACGAUCGCGCUCCAGAGAGAGGAAGCGCAAGGAGAGGAAGACGGACAAGAAAGAGAAAGCUGCAGAGGAAGCCCCUGCCAAACUGCUGGAUGACCUGUUCAAUAAAACCAAAGCAGCCCCUUGUAUAUACUGGCUCCCCCUCACAGAAGAGCAGUUUACACAGAGGGAAGUAGCUCGACAAGAGAGGAGGAAGGAGCGAGAGAAGAGGAGGAAGGAGCAGCAAGAGGAGGAGGAGAAGAAAAGGGAGGAAGAGCGCAAAGAAAGGAUAAAAGCAUCUGGUGAAAGAGGCGAGGGGGACAGGGACAGAGAGCGAGACAGGGAAAGGGGCAAAGACAGGGACCGAGACAGAGAGGGUGACAAACACAGAGAAAGCACCCACCGCAGACCAGGGGGCAACAGUGCAGGGGUGGGCAGACGCUCUCGCAGCCGCAGUGAUCCUCCACCUCGUGACAGACGACGCUAGAGGGAAUUGGUGUGGCUGAAACUGUCUUAAAAUAACCCCCCAUUCCCCAUCACUACAUGUACUUUGUUAGAACUAAGACCCUACAGAGGACCAACACACACACACUGACACAUAUAUAUAUAUAUACACACACACGCACACACACACACACUGGGACCAUGGUUUGAGCAGUGUUUCCCCCAGACUGCGGUCUGUCUUGCUUCAGUCUGAAAGUUUAGAUUUUAUAUGUGUUAAUUUUGCCUAAGUAUAUUCUUAUUAGUUUUUUAAAUAUUCUUGGCAGAUUGGCAACCAACUCUUUUCCCCCCCGCAUAUCUGAAGAUUAAGUGCUCUAUGUAGAGUUCUAUGCAUACACACACAGCGGUUUUUCUCCUUCCCCUGGGUUGUGUAUUCCACAACUGGUUUCUGUGGGGUGCUUUGUCAUGGCUGCGUGCUGUCCCAGUGAGUCUGCCGUCCUCCACCUUGAUUCCUGUGGAGGACUGACGGUGUUGCGCAAAGUUCUGUCUUUGUUUAGUUUGAAAGAUGAGAGACUAUAUUCUUGCAAGAGAUUAGAAUCUUCUAUACGCUUCUUUCUGUCCAUCCUUUGCCCCCCCCGGUCAACGCAGGCUGGAAAAGGGGUGCGUAUUAAUACACACAAGCGGAUUUAAUAUUGUUUUUAAUCAUUAUUAAAGAAUACUUUAUUGUUUUUUGGUUUACCCCUGUAAGUGGUGAAUGUACAAAUAAAUAAAAAAUAAGUUUGAAAAA
Messenger RNA from Oncorhynchus nerka (sockeye salmon), 6816 nucleotides. RefSeq names its product apoptotic chromatin condensation inducer 1a (gene acin1a). Gene Ontology annotation, molecular function: RNA binding. Gene Ontology annotation, biological process: RNA splicing. The transcript is spliced from 17 exons. Lineage: Eukaryota; Metazoa; Chordata; Actinopteri; Salmoniformes; Salmonidae. The record is from RefSeq and is a predicted model, not a curated record. Gene Ontology annotation, cellular component: ASAP complex; precatalytic spliceosome. The coding region runs from base 19 to 6075 and encodes 2018 amino acids.